UUUCAGAUAUGGGUACAAUUACUAGUUACAACCGAACACCACAACUAUCAUGUAUUUCAUCGAUCUUGAUGUACGCACAGUGUCAAAAUAUUUUAACAAACAAGCAAUUACGCAUGAAUUUGAAUCCUAUAUCGAUCAAAUUGGAACAGUUAUCGAAUUUCCCGGCCAAUAUAGUGAUUGAAAACGGUUUCAAGUGUAUAUAUAUGAAAAUUCUUUUCGUAGAUCGUACGAUUGUCACACCAUGCUAUAUUCCAAAUAGAAUCAUGUAUUUCGAAUUUGUUAAGUGUUUCCUCUGUGAGGAAUUUCAACCGAAAGAACUGGUUAAUUUUCUUACAACAAAAUUUCUUACUGUCCAGGUAAUUGGCGUACGAAUUAUUGAACCCUCAAUUUCUGAUCGACCUGACCAUGAUAAAUCGAUAUCAAAAUCAUCUAAAGCAAUCACGAAAGAGGAAUUUUUACUAGGAAUUGCUAAAUUUGAUGUAUCUGAUCUUUUGAGAGGAUUUUGGGAAGUAAAAUUGACAAAUGACUUGAUUCAUCCUUGCAACAUAUUUGCUACCAAUAUUGACCAUACAGAUGAUGAGAGAAAGAAAAUUUCAUGGAAGAAUUCACCUCUUACCUCAGAUAUUUUUACAUCGUACAGUACAUCGAUGAAAAUUAAAAUUCGCCCAACGUGUGAUUUGCGAAUAAUUCAAAAGAAGAUCAUUCGACAUGAAAAUAUAUUCAAUCGAAUAUUUUUCAAUUUGAACGAUUUGAAAUUAGCUAAUGAUAUUUUGAAAGAUGUAUCUCUUCAUAAUUCCAACUUACUGACCAUUUACGAAUCUUCAAUAGAAAACAAUAAUUUAAAAGUAAAAUUUUGAAGUAUAAUUGUAGUUUGAUUUUCUUACCACUCUUUAUAUAUUCUUCUAAUGUCAUACAUACUUAUCAGUUUUAGUUAGUUGAUAUCAGGUUUUGAUGUUAUUUAUGAUACAGACACAGGGUAUGUUAAAGCAUAUUUUAACGGGUUUCGCUAUAGAAAAUUGUG
Bombus pascuorum is the source of this 1021-nucleotide messenger RNA. RefSeq lists its product as uncharacterized. The record is from RefSeq and is a predicted model, not a curated record. The transcript has 2 exons. NCBI's taxonomy places the organism in Eukaryota, Metazoa, Arthropoda, Insecta, Hymenoptera, Apidae. The coding region runs from base 9 to 857 and encodes 282 amino acids.